UUGAGUAAAAUGGUUUAUGUUUCAUGUCAUAAUUAUCCUUUGCACACGAUUUAUGCUCUAUGCAACUUAGCAAAACAGAUGCUGGAAAGUUACUGUGAAUGCUCAACUUUAACACCACCACACCAACAGCACCAUAUAGAAUAAAUCCUCUCCAGGAAGUAGACAGGACAUAGACAUUGUAGGGGGAAAAAUAAGGAAGAAGUAUAAGAACUUAUUUAUAGCAUAUGCUUCCCCUUGAUCUUGGUAAGGUUAAUUUUUUUUCUGUUCUUAACUUCGUCCUCAGAGGAUAAACCCUUCACAGAACUGAAUCACUGCAGCUGAACACGCAUGAUGAACUAAUAACCUCUGUAAUAAUUUCUGAAGCCUUAUUAUUUAUUUUUUUUUUUCAAUGGGAGUUGGUAACUGAAAGAAUCCUGCCAAUUGUAUUGAAGGGAUUUGAACAAAAGGAGAAAUUGCUUCACAGCCUUAUGACACAGCAUCUACAGCAAGUGAUGAUGUGGCACAAAGCAGUUUUUUAAAUUUUACUAGCAAAUCAGAAAAGGGGCCACAAGGCUGUUAUUUUGUGUUGCCUUCCCACAAGGCUCCUUACCACAAAAUAUGGCUUAGACAGACCUUUUGUUCCUCCAGCUGGGGUAGGCUAUGUCUUAGAUGAUUUCACCAACACAAGAACUUGCUGCCCUCUACAACUUGAACUUCUCAGACUUCCAAAGAGUCACAACAUACCAAUUUAAAUAUGGGGAUUCUGAGCCACGUAUUGAUCCUCCACCUCCUCAGGGCUGCUUUGGUCUUUUGUCAGUAUGAAGACUAUGAUUUUGAGGAUGAAUAUGGUGGGGAGCCAGAUCAUCAACUUCCAUAUUAUUUUAACCCAAAUGCCCGAGCUGAAGUUCCUCAUUUUCCUUUUCCAGUAGAGUGUGCCAAAGAAUGCUUCUGUCCACCAGCGUUUCCCUUAUCUAUGUACUGCGAUCACCGGAAACUCAAGACAAUACCAAACAUUCCCAGUCAUGUCCAACAACUUUAUCUGCAAAACAACAACAUUGAAGCUGUGCCUACAGGACCAUUCACUAAUGUUACCUUCAUAAGGGAAAUUAACCUCAGCUACAACAAUAUAAAAUUCCAUAUGAUUGACCAUGGUGUUUUUGCCAAACUUUCACACAUAGUGCAACUUCAUUUACAACAUAAUGAAUUAGAAGAAUUUCCAUUCCCUCUGCCCAGCUCUCUAGAGAGACUCCUCCUUGGUUUCAAUAAAAUUUCCCGGUUACCUGGAAAUGCAUUGGAAGGCUUGCCCAACAUGACCACGCUUGACCUUUGCAGUAACUUACUUGAUGACUCAGCAUUCAAAGACAAACCCUUCUCAAAUAUGAAAAAUUUAAUGCAGCUCAACUUAUGCAACAACAAAUUACAGACAAUGCCUCCUGACCUGCCACCAUCAAUUCGGCAUCUUUCUCUUGAAAAUAACUCAAUUUCUCAUAUUCCAGAAAACUAUUUCCACAGACUUCCCCACAUCAUUGCUCUAAGAAUGUCUCACAAUAACCUGCAGAACAUUCCACACAACACCUUUAAUCUACCCAACCUUCUAGAACUUAAUCUUGGACAUAACAAAUUGAAACAAGUGUUCUAUAUUCCAAGAAGUUUGCAGCAUUUGUACAUUGAAGACAAUGAAAUUGAAAACAUCAAUGUUACUGUGAUGUGUCCAACUCUGGACCCACUGAACAUCAAGCAGUUAACCUACAUACGAGUGGACCAGAACAAGCUCACAAGCCCCAUCAGCACCUAUGCUUUCUUCUGCUUCCCUCUCAUCAGAACCAUUUAUUAUGGAGAGCAAAAUGUCACUGUCAGCAGGCCAAGUCAGCUCAGAACACCGGUGUUCCGGCGGUUUCUAACACCAGAGGAAUUCCAGGAAGCAGAAGACAAUCAUGAAACACUCAAUCAAGAAACUGAAGAAGAUCAUGAAGCAGAAGACAGCUAUUUUCGUCCUUACUAUCACUGAAGUAAUUAUUGUUAAUAAGUAUAUAUGGAAACUUCUCAUUAGUCUGGGUUAUUCAUAUCUAUUCUAGAACAGCUGGGCAGUUUGGGAUAUUGAAGAUACAUCUAUAAAAUGUAGAUAUGAGAUUUAAGUAGGUAAAUGUCCUAUUAUUGAUGUAGUAAAAAACAGCACAAGGAACAAAGAGAACUCUCCUGAGCAUUAGAUAAAGGUCUGACACAUUACCUGGGUUGAUGAUGGGCUCACCUUUUGGUGAGCAACCGAAGUGAAAGAAAAUUGACUUUGAAAGCUUCUCUGUUCUAAAGUGAUCCAAUUGCAAAAUGACUAAAACACAAAUCAGUGUCAUAAUUCAAUAGGAACAAGUGAUUAAGGCCAAAAAUCCAUCCAGCUCUGUAUGCUACUGCUGACAGCAAUAGCAAAGAGAUGCUCUAGAGAAAAGGACAACAGAUUGAAAUUACAAUAUAAUUCUACAAGGUUCCUCCACAUUUCCCAAAAUUACAGAUAUUUCUUCUUCCAGUUUCUAACUGGAUGAGGACAUCACAAAUAUGGAACUUCAAAACUUCCCCAUAUUAUGUUCCACGUGUCCUGCCAAGCUGUAUUAUAAUACUCACUUCUUUGGCUGUCCUUUAAUUAUCACAAUCUUUUAAAGGAGAUUUCAGCUUAUUACUAACACAGGCAAUAAACAAUCUUUCACCAAGCUGCUGGGAUCUAGGGAAAAGCAUGUGCACUAACACAACUGAACCAUUAGCAUUUAUAUUUCCCCUGUGCUUCAGCCCAUGUUAUUUUAGAAGACACAUAGAAAUGUAAUGUAAUCUUUGCAUUUAGAAUUAUUCAUCAAGUAGGACAGAUACAAUGAAAAACAUUUGCAGUUUUUUAAACUAUUAAUUUAUCCCUCUGCACAGCUAAUACCAAUUAGUUGUAUUCUGCUUCAAAGUACAAUCAACACUGCUUUAAGCAACCUGAAGAAAACUUCGAGCUAUGCGAUUUUUUAAAAUAUCUUAUGCCUAGAAACAUAUCCAGAUAACUACAGGGGAAGAUAACACUAUAGAGCACCAUAUUGCCCUUUUUAAUCACUUCUUUGUUUUUCAGCACUUUUUCCUUGAUAGAGCUUUACUAGCUGUGAGGAAAAAAACCCCUGUUUUCAACAGCAAAAUCAAAUUUUUGCAAGUGAUAGAGCCAUACAACAUACUCCCAACUUUGCAUAAUUUUAUGUAGUCUUUUUAGUUGUCCUACACUUAAAGUACAAUGUAAUCAGAUUUCUAUUAGAAUUUGAAAAGCUAGGCAGGUUUCAUUUUUUCUCUUAGAAUUUCAGGGGGUUUUUUUAGGCCCAUAAUAAUAUUUAUGGUUUCUGAUGUAUCAACUGAAAUAUUAAGAAAAUGAAAAUACGUAACUGCUUCUUUUUAAGAGAAAGAUUUAUAAGGCUAUGAAUAUAAACUUUAAGAAUAUAUACAGACUUUAAGGACAACUGGUUGUAAGAAUUUGUGGGUAGAAAAUUUAUUCUAUUGUUAUUAAUUUGUGGAUCUUCAGCCAACUAACUCAAGAAAUCUGCUCCUCUCUCCUUCCCCUUUUUCUUAUUUGCAUUUUGAGCAGAUCCAGUAUUCAUAGCAAACUAUUUCGUGGUCAUCUCACAAAUUCACAGUGCUACAGAAUGUCUGCUUUUAAAAAAAAAAGUUAUUAAUGUUUAUCACCCUCAAACACCUCUGGGUUUCUGAAAAAGGAAGACAUACAUGUAUUCAUUCCUUAAGUACUCAGUAUCACUUAUGUACAGUACAUAUAAGAAUUUAGAUAUAUCUAUAACUUUAUUGCUUUAUUAAUAUAUACACGUAGUAUAUUAACCUUUCAACUAUUUCAGAUUUUAAGUGAACGGUGCACAAAAUGCAAAUCUAAAAUAAGGCUUUUUUGAAAGGCUUGCUCAGCUUCGAAAAUAAAAGAACACUAUCCUUCUGUAGUAUGAAUAUUACAUCUUUUAUCACAAACUUUCUGCUUUUUAAAGCCAUUUAUGAAACAAAGCUUAGCUUUAUUUUUAAAGUAGAAGUCAAAAAAUUGACAUUAUAUACAUUUCUCAAAGUCAAACUGGAAAUUAUUGAAAACUUCAGAGCUGUCUUGUUAUACAUGACUCAUUCAGGUGGAACAUGAAAUUUGUAUUACAAGCAGAACUAUUAUAAGUCACUUUUCUUUCAAUUAUUAUCAUAUAAUCUGUAGCACAUAAGACACUAAUUCCAGAAAGGCUUUUACAGUGGACAGAGAACUAAAGACUUGGUAGCCUUAGAGAAAUGAGAAUUACAAUAAAGUACUGGAUUAAUGGAAUCUAGCUGAGUGAAAUUUGCUCUGGUAACACAGGGGAUGCUGUCUGUAUAAGUCAUGAUGUUUUGCCUUCCAAGUAUCUUGGAAUUCUCUGAGGGAAUCAUGAAGGACAUAGAAAAGGGAGAUCCUGGUCCAAAAAGCCUACAAAAAUUCCUAAAGGUUUUAAGGAAAUUAAGUUGCCACAGAUUAAAAGGCAACAUCACAAACAAAAAUCAAAUAAAGUAUGAGAAACAGCCUAAGAAUAAUUGGUCAGUUCUUGCUGUGGAGGGGAUCCCACUGGUGGGAACUUUGCAGAGAGCCUGUGCUGGAAUUUAUUCAAUUUAAAAUGCUAGUAAGCGACAGACAAACCAGGCUGAGAAGUGAGAUGCCAAAAAUGAGUGCUAAGUAUUGUUAGAGAAAUGGCUGCAAAAGUCCUCAGGAUGCUAAAACAGCCAGUGGAGCUCAUCACAGUUAAAGGAGAAGUGAUGUCCAUGGAAAUGAUGAGCUUAGUUCCACAUUAAAAUUAAUGAAGGAUGACCUCACCAACAUCACUCAGGGAGUGAGACUCAGAAGUGCUUCAGUAGCAAUAGGAGUUCAGUGAAAACACUGGCUCAGCGCCCAGGAGUCACAAAAAGGAAACUCAAAUGUAGAAAGUAACUAGAGACAAAUAGAAAACAAGAGACAUCAAGACACUACCAUAAAUCUGUGGCUCACCUAGACAUUAAAUGCAGUAUUGAUUUCCAAAGCCUCAGGUAGCUGGUAUUGGAAAAGGAUUAGAGCAAGGUCACUCAAGGUAAGGAUUGGCUUCUAUAUCAACAACAUGGAAUGCACUAGGGCUCAGCAAAGAGAGAGGGGGAUACAGAAGAAACCACAAAAUUAUGAGUUGCAUUGACAGCAAGGGUCUGGGGAUCUGCUCCAGUACAAAGGAAGGAGCCAUCAAAUGAAGCUCAUAUGUCCCGUGUACCCAAGGACACAGUGGAUGCAGGAGCAAUUUUAGACAUGGUGUUGAGAAAAGACACAACCAGUAAUUGUGUUUCUUGGACGAGAUUCACUGAAGUUUGUUAAACAAAACACAGUAAGUACAAAAGUGCUGAGCUGAAAAUAGUUGGAGAGUGGAAGAACAUUUGAAGACAGGAUAGAGACAAGGAUUAUACAUCAUUGUUCUAUUCUCUGUCUUCCCAAAGCAUCUGUUCAUGAGCAUUGCUGGACACAGGAUAUUGUACACUAACCUUUAUUAUUAAUUGCACACCAGUUUUAUGUUGCAACUAUCCUGAGCCAUGGUAAUGUGCUGGUACUGCUCCUCACUACCACUGCCUUGAGACAGUGUAAAAAAUACUUGCCUCAUUUUGCUCUGCUACUUACUUACAAAAUAUACAGUGUUUUUAAAGGAUGAAAUAGGAUCAUAAA
Molecule: messenger RNA, 5671 nt
Organism: Taeniopygia guttata (zebra finch)
Lineage: Eukaryota; Metazoa; Chordata; Aves; Passeriformes; Estrildidae
Gene: OMD
Product: osteomodulin
Molecular function (GO): protein binding
Source: RefSeq, a predicted model, not a curated record